AGUCGGUUGAAGGCAUUCUUGCGAAGAUAUCGCUGCUAUCAAGGCGGGUUCAGUUAGUAAAAUCAGGUCGGAGAUCGGGAGUAUACCUCAUACCACACACCUUAUGCACCGGUUGUAAGAGCGGGUGUGGUUUGUAUUGUUUCCUCGAUUAGCAUUUCCAUCAUUCCAAUCUUCUUGCGGUCUGAAAGAUUUGAGGCUUGAAGAGUCGAGAUGGCGGCCGGGGAGAUGGCUCCGGCCGUGCUGAAGGCGCUCAGAGCCGUGUCCGUCGAGCCCGUGAUGCUGGUGGACGGGGCGUGCAAUCAGGCGAUGCUGCUCUUCAUCGAGAACGUUCAGAUGAACAAAAUUUGUUCUGUCAACCUUGGAUUCCCAGAUCAGGUGUGCAACAACUUGUCCGCUCAUCCCGAGGAAGACGUUUUAGUCCAGAGGGAGUUCAGCCUCUUCGCCUUUUACAACAGCAUCAUAAUGUCGGCCAUUCCGCUGAUCUUCGUUCUGUUCAUGGGAGCGUGGAGCGAUAAAUAUGGUAGGAAGAUCCCUUUGCUGUGGACACUCAUUGGCCACGUGUUGCAUGCUGGAGGAUAUCUUUUGUGCAACUGGCAGACGUCUUGGCCGGUUGAGGUCAUCUACUUUGUGACUUUCCUCGAGGCUUUGGGCGGCGCCAACGUGGGCCUAUUGUCCACUGUUACCAGUUACGUUAGUGACAUCUGCUCAGAGAAUACUCGCACCUCUCGUGUCAGUACAGCUCAUUCUCUGUGGUACCUCGGGGGUCCAGUGGGCACCCUGGUCGGGGCGCUGGUCAUCAAGGACAGCGGCUACAACUUGGCUCUCCUGCUGGUUCUGCUGGCCUACCUCUCGGCCGUCCUCUACGUGGUCUUCGUCAUCAAAGAAUCGCACGGACCUUUCGCCAAGACGGCUUCGCAGGCCCACGGAUCAGCCAAGCAGGAACCAAGUCCCGACAGCAAGGAAGUGUCCAAGCUCCGCAUGGCGUCCGAUUUCUUCAACUGGCGGCGUGUGGUCGAGUCCUUCAAGACGGCGUUCAGACAGCGUGAGGGCAACACUCGCAUGGUUAUCAUGGCCAUGCUUCUGAGUAAUAUGCUCCGCCGCAUAGCCAGAGGUUUUUUCAUGUACAUGUUCGUGCGCCGUGUUUUGAGCUGGAAGGCCACCGACUACGGUUACUGGGUCACCUACCGGAACCUGCUUGCGGCCAUCGGUUCGUUGUUUCUGGUGCCGAUUCUUACCAAGAUGCUUUCAGCCACCGACGCCUCGCUGGCUGCGGUGGGCGCACUGUCUACUCUUGGUGAAUAUACUUGCUACAGUCUCGUCAGCGGCGUGGCUCAGACGUUCCUCAUGUGGCUCGGGCCUCCGAUCGGAAUCAUUUCCAACGCACUUGUAAUUGCCAUCAGAUCCAUGUCUACUAAACUUGUUAGCAAAGAGGAAAAAGGUCGCAUCAGCGCCGUCAUGGCCGCCACGAACGGCCUGAUGCCCAUGGUCGCCUACGCCGCCUAUUCCCCCAUUUACUACACGACAGUCGACACCUUGCCAGCCGCCCAGUUCUUCUUCGGGGCCUCCCUCAACGUGCUUAUUAUAAUCAUAUUUAUAAUCGUUCAACUAAGGAACACACCGUCGGGAAAAAGUAUAGAAGUCGGCCAGAAGCAGCGACCGGAGUCUUUUCAAGUUCACGAGGCUGACGGCAGAUCGGUGACGAAAUCCGUCGCCAGUAAGAGUAUUCCACCGGAGGCGAGUAGGGAUGGAAACCAUGAAAAGGAGUCAUGCAGCGAGAGGAACAUGACAACACAAUCAGGUUUAAAAAGAAGAAAUAAAAGAUCUGUGCCAAGGAACCCACAUUACAUUGAUAUUCUUAGAUCUUAUAAAAAAGCGAUGCUACUUCUUAGUCAGGAGGAGAUGUCUAUACAAAAACGUCACACUUCUCCACUGGUUUAUGAAUUUCCUCAUGUGGGUAGUCGAGAUGUGUUCCAUAACCUUUGUUCGUCUGAGUCAGCAUGCGCUAGGAAGACUUCCAACUUGAAACCAUUUUCUGUACAUAGGUUGAUGGUGUGUGAAUUCAGCCACCUCGUCAUCAUGGGAACUGUCACGUCAUCGGCAUACUAUGUUGAACAUGGGGUGUCAAGGAAAUCUGACAAUUUUGCCCUACUGUCCUUCAGUAUGAGGCAUAAACUUGGUAGGAGAGUAGCAAUAGGGGUAAGACUCCAGUUUAUACAGGAGUUGAUUGUAUUACAUUUUGCAGUGGAUCAAUUAAGAAAGGUAGAGCUAUCUGGCAAUUGUAUGAAUGAUACCUUGUGUGAGGUGUUGAUGAGAGCAAGUGCAUGUGUCCCAGUGUGCGACAUGAGGAGUGCGUGUAUACAGAGAGGUGGAGCCGGCGUGAUGGGGGGGGUGCUGUCCUCCUUCUUCCAGUCUGGCAGUGCACUCCUGUCAUCCGGCAACCACCGAACUGUAUCCGAGUCAACCAAGAAAAACAUCCGCAUAGUCUUUGAUGCGCUGAGGCCAAUCCUAGGCAAAGACUUGUCUGUGUUAGAGACGCUGUACUAUUACCACUACACUAUAAAUAGUGUCAUAAUACUGCCACACUUCACUGAACAUAAAACGUUUCACAAAAUUUUACCUAGUCACGAUGGGAUUCCUCAAUGA
This is a messenger RNA of Penaeus vannamei (Pacific white shrimp), 2643 nucleotides long. NCBI's taxonomy places the organism in Eukaryota, Metazoa, Arthropoda, Malacostraca, Decapoda, Penaeidae. The record is from RefSeq and is a predicted model, not a curated record.